GGGACUGGCAGCUCCUCCUCUGACAGAGCUGCCAGAAGCAGCCCUGCUUCUCCCAUCCCUGCCUGUGAAUAGACUUUCAAACCAGCUUUAGAGAAAAGUCUUUGCAGAUCAGUCCAAGGAACUGGAUAUACUUCAAGAGGAACAUGGCAAGUAUCUGAAAGCAGCUCUGGCUGAACUGGAAGGGCUCUAAUACACAGAAGAACAAGUUUAGCCCAGCACGGAUCCUCUGCCCUACACAAAGGAUGGCAGAUCUUACCAUCCUGCUCCUCCGUGCCUGCCUGGCACUGCUUGCCAUGCCCAUCUACCUCCUCUCCUUCGUGGGCAUAUGGAAGCCUUUCUGCAAGAAGGUAUUUAUUCCUUACGUCUUAGGGCAUAUUUCAGAUAUCCACCUGAAAAAAUCAAAGAAGCAGAGGCAGGAAUUAUUCCAGACCCUCCCUGACUUCAGGAGAGGCUCAGGAGAGCUGAGACUGCUGGAGAUCGGCACGGGCUGCGGUGUUAACUUUGAGUUCUACCCACCAGGCUGCAAAGUCACCUGCACUGACAUCAACCCCAACUUCCAGCAAUUUCUUUCAAAAAACAUGGCCAAGAACCAACACCUCCACUUCGAACAAUUCCUGGUAGCCUCAGGAGAUGAUCUGCACCAAGUGCCCAGUGGUUCUGUGGACGCCGUCAUCUGCACCCUCGUCCUCUGCUCUGUGAACAACAUCAGUGGCACCCUGGAGGAGGUGCUGAGAGUGCUGAGACCAGGAGGAGCUUUCUACUUCUUGGAGCACGUGGCUGCGGAUCCUUCCAGCUGGAAGUACUUUUGGCAGCAGAUCUGCCACCCGACUUGGAAACUCAUCUUUGAUGGAUGCUGCCUGACGAGAGAGCUGUGGAAAAACCUCCAGCAAGCCAACUUCUCGGAGCUGAAGCUACGACACGUCAGCGUGGCCCUGCCUUGGACACCCGUGGACCCUCACAUCGUGGGCUACGCUGUGAAGUAACGCAGCCAUGCCCGGCCUCCUCCAACCCCCUUGGCCUCGGAGGAUGUGAAACAACCCAGCGGGCAGAAAAUUGAUGUGAAUUCAAAGGAAUUUCUGCCGACAACUGGUUAAUUCUGGGAAAGGCUUCCCUCAGGUGUUGUUCCCUGUGCUGGGGCAGCCAUGAUAGGUCCCUGGGUUUGACCUCCUCACGCUCAGUCCCAGCUCUUCAUGUUCCAGCCUCAGAGGAGGAACAAUCAGAUGCAAACCUCUAACACCGAACUUUUGCUCAGAUGCGAGGAUUUAUUUACAGAUUUAUUUACUCUCCCGACAGUGCUGGGGGUGUGUGGGGGAAGUGCACCCUCCCUACCUUCUCUCCGGAUAACACCAAAGCCUCCCAGGCACUUGGCAGCCUUCCUGCGCAUUUCUAACUUUAUUCACCCCCACCAGAUUAU
Calypte anna (Anna's hummingbird) is the source of this 1414-nucleotide messenger RNA. It is a transcript of the gene TMT1A, whose product is annotated as methyltransferase like 7A. The record is from RefSeq and is a predicted model, not a curated record. NCBI's taxonomy places the organism in Eukaryota, Metazoa, Chordata, Aves, Apodiformes, Trochilidae. The transcript is spliced from 3 exons. Gene Ontology annotation, molecular function: S-adenosylmethionine-dependent methyltransferase activity. Bases 243 to 983 code for a protein of 246 amino acids.